GAACGACACCUGUUUUUACAGAUUCGCCGCUCUGAUCUCCUCGCAUUCGAUUCGGCGAAAUCGACUCCCCUUUUGUAAUGCAGACUGGACCACACAUUGUAGUUACGUAGUCUGCGUUGUCGGAAACCCUUGAGGUUUAGAGUGAAGACGGACGAUUGUCUCUUCAAAGGCUUUGGGGUCGCUUAUCGCACGGGCGUGAACAAUUUGUAUGGAUUGUUUGGGUUCGUCGGCAGUUGCAAGAGAAUGAGCGUGGUGAAGAGAUUGGGUCAGCGAGAUGGGUUCGAUUUCUGCAGCUAAUUUGGAGCUCAUCGCCACACUGGCCUCGCACUGUUUGCAGAGGACGACAGAGAGCGUGAAACAAGGGCAAGCCGUGUUGCAGCAAGCCGUCCAACCCUUGCCGUCAUGUUUCCCUCCAGGCCCCAACGGUGACGUUGCGCUUGACUUCGCGCGUGAUCCUCUUGAAUGCCUGGCGUCUCUCAAGUCUCGUUAUGGGAGCCUCGUUGGGUUUAAACUGGCGUCUCGGCCUAUUGUCCUCGUUAGCUCUCCGAAUUUUUCUAGGGAAGUGUUUGUUACUCAGAGCAGCACCUUCAUUAAGGCAGGAACAGCCUUCUUUCCGGGUAGUAGUCUUGCCGGGAACGGCCUGCUUGUGAGUGAUGGAGAUAUCUGGAAACGGCAGCGUCGACUUUCAAAUCCAGCCUUUAGAAGAGCCGCUAUUCAAACUUACGCCGAGGCCAUGGUGAAUAUUACUGAGAAGAUGGUGGACAAGGUCUGGCGAACAGGUGGUGUGCGUGAUGUCUAUGCAGACUUCAAUGAAUUAACCAUGGAAAUCGUAGCAUCAGCGCUCUUUGGAGCUUCCGAGGCGUCUGAAGAGAUGGCCCAGGUCGGCCCAGCCAUUACUCAAGCAUUCCAGUUCUUCACUCGGAGGGCAACUUCUAUGUUCAUUGUGCCGGAAUGGGUACCUACUUUUGACAAUAUUCAAUAUAACAAUGCCGUAACCGAUUUAAAUAAGGUUGUGUUUCGCCUUAUCAAUGAAAGAAGACGUCAGUUGGCCAACUCAUCAGCCCCUCCGAGGAAAGACUUGUUGACAAGGUUGCUGCAUGUAACAGAUGAGGAUGGUUCAGGGAUGGAUAAUCAAUCAUUGCGCGAUGAGCUCAUGACUUUUCUUGUUGCGGUGCCUAAUCUCAAUUCAUGUGCUCCUGGGCUUGAUUUGGUAGAAGAUAUCACAUGCGCUUCCAGAACCGGCUUCCCAGAGCUGUAUCCAGAGAACACAGGGCAAGAGACAUCAGCAAUCUUGUUAACAUGGGCGCUGCUCAUGUUUGCUCUCCAUCCACAUACCCAGGAGCUUGUCUUUCAAGAGAUUAGUGAGGUGCUCAAUGGACAACUACCUAGGCAGACUGACGUUUCAAAGCUUAGAUACCUGGAAGCAUUCAUCUGGGAGACGCUGCGGCUAAUGCCUCCAGCAUACGUUGUGGGCAGAUGUGCUUGCCAUCCUACUGAACUGGGAGGUUAUAAAAUUCCUCAAGGUACAACAAUUCUAGUGAGUCCGUAUCUACUGCACCAAGAUCCAGCUUUCUGGCCAAGAGUAUCGGAAUUUGACCCCUCAAGGUGGAUGCCUGGUGGAGAUGCAACGGAACAUAUGGAGAAUGAUAGUUUCUGGCCGUUCGGAGGCGGUCCCCGAAAUUGCAUAGGCAUGGGCUUUGCAAUGAUGGAGGUCACUUUGGUUCUUGCCGUCAUCUCAAGCCGCUUCAGAGUGUCGUUGCCGGUAGGCGAGCCCAUACCCUCGCCCAGAGCCAUGAUUACGUUGCGCCCAGAGAGUGAAGUCAAGCUUCGAUUAACAUCAAGACGACAACAGAGGCAACGGAAAUCUGAAGCUGCUGAUGAAAUGAAGGUUAUUGUCUGCCUGAAUUAAGUAAUAUUCCGUGAUAUUGCACGGGAAGUCAUGUCAGCUCAGUUUACAUUUAAUUCAUUGAUCCGAUACUGCUACUCAUUUCAGCACAACUUUUUCAGCGUCUAGCGCAAGUGUAAACUUGUUAAGCAGAGUUGAAUCAUGAACAUGAGGACUAGAUAUUUGUUAUCGUCCAGGCUUGAGGAUACAAUCCACCUGUAGGCAAGGCUAAAAUUUUGUUCACAUUGUGUAAAGUCCCAUCGUCUAGAACGCCUGCGUGUGCUUAGGACUCUCAAAUGAUUCUGAAUUUAGAAUAGUGGGUUCCCCUUUCAUGUGGAUGUGGCUUAACAUAUUCAGCUCUCAAAUGAUGGAUCAUAACUAUGAACACUGUGGACUUCCGAGUGUCCGAUGUGUGAUUUCUACUUUUGUCAUCGAAUGAGAAAUGAUACCAGCAUAAAUUUGA
Messenger RNA from Physcomitrium patens, 2348 nucleotides. RefSeq lists its product as uncharacterized. NCBI's taxonomy places the organism in Eukaryota, Viridiplantae, Streptophyta, Bryopsida, Funariales, Funariaceae. The record is from RefSeq and is a predicted model, not a curated record. Gene Ontology annotation, molecular function: heme binding; oxidoreductase activity, acting on paired donors, with incorporation or reduction of molecular oxygen; iron ion binding.